UGAUUCUUAAUUUCUUAAUUUACAGUAUUUAUCAUAGGUUUAGUCUGCUGUGAAAAAAUUACUCUUUGCUCAGUGCAAACUCAUAAAUUUUGGAGCAAAUAAUUUGAAAUAUUUUUAUAGUGCUUCAUAGUUAAGUAAGGUUGUCAGAUGUCUUAUCCCACUUGAUCUUUACAACAGCCCAGUUUAUGUUCAAUGUGCGUUAUCUUUGUUUUUACAUAAAAGAAAAUUAGGGGUUAGAGAGAUUAAAUUAUAUAUUUAGAAGCAGAGAAUAACAAGAUUCAGUUCUUCUUGUUGGUUCUCCUGUUUGACCACCAUGCUACUACCCUCUAGUAAUACCUGGCUGAGCUGGCCACACUACUGGCCUGGGGGCACAUUCAUAUGUGGAGUAGUGGUUAUUCCUUGUGACACAGUGGACCAGAAACAACUCUCAAGUUUACUUUAGGUUGGGUUUAGUAAAUGCCUGAAAUUUCCCAGGAUGCACCUAGUAUGAUUUCUCCUCCCCCAGUUGCCGCUUAAAAAAUCUGUACAAACAGCACAGGGAUGCUAGAGGUUGUCUGCAUGGGAUGGGAAAUAGAUUAAAACAUCCUUGGACUUGUGGGGGAUGGAUUUUUGUGUGUGUGUGGUACAGAGGCUUGAACUCGGGCACUCCACCACAUCCCCAGCCCUGUUUUGUACUUUAAUUUAGAGACAGGGUCUCCCUGAGUCGCUAGUGCCUCACGGUUGCUGAGGCUGGCUUUGAACUGGAGAUUCUCCUGCCUCAGCCUCCCAAGCUGCUGGGAUUCAGGUGUCUGCUGCUGCACCUGGCUGCCAUGGGAUUUUUAAGGACAAUAAAAAGAUAACAGGUUUCACAAAAUGACUGUUCUUAUACACAUAAUAGUGGUUAAAUGGCAAAUUUUACAUUUUUAUACCACAGUUUAAAUACAUGUAAAUAGCUACUAAAUAUAAAAUGAUAUGAUAAAAAUAUUUGGUUAAUGAAAAAGAAAAGGAAUGAAGAAGCCAGCUCACGUGACAUGAGAAAUGGCCAUGAGUGCCGCAUCAGUUACACUGCAUGUCAGUGGCUUUAGUGCUCCUGUUGAGACACUGUGAUGUACUAGAUUAGAAACAAUAUGCUUUCAGAAAGGGCGUGCACAUGUUAAAUUUUAGAGGAAAGGAGAAGCUUCAUGUCAUUCCAACAGUUAACAAUAUAAAGCUACCAUUGGCUAGCUGGGUAUGGUGGUGCAUACCUCUAAUCCCAGCAGCUCAGGAGGCUGAGGCAAGAGGAUCUCAAGUUUGAGGCCAGCCUCAGUAAGUUAGUGAGACCGUUUUAAAAUAAAAAAUAGGGCUAGAGAUGUAGCUCAGAGGUUGAGUACCCUUGGGUUCAAUCCCUGGUACAGAAAAGAAAAGAAAGCAAGCUACCAUGGCUAUAUUAGACCAAAAAUUUCAAGGAAAUAAAAUUUACUAGGAAAAAUAUGGGACAUUUUAUAACAGAAUAACAUUAGACAAAAACACAUAAUGACUCUAAAAGUGAUAACAUAACUUUGAAGUAUGUGGAGCAUAAAUUGGCAGAAGCUAAAUAAAUAAGUCUACAAUCACAGUUGCAGACAUUAACCAGCCUGCUCUUAGUGACUCGAUGAAUAAGUAGAAAAAGUACAACUGAAAUAAAAAAAAAAAAAAAAGAAGUUGAACAUGAAUAACAAGUCACCCCUCCAGGCGCCCUCGCGAAGUCGCUGCUGGGUGCCUGUCAGCAGUGGAUGAGAGGAGAGGAAGUGUGUUGUGACGGCAUGGGUGAGCAUUGCCAUGGGCAGGAAGUCUCAGUGUCAGACCAGGCAAGGAUGGGAGGGAGACUCUGGUUUGUGCUGAGUGUAGUUAACUGUAGCAAAUGGGGGUCAAGAAAAGGCUCAUAAAUAUGAAGUUCAAUAUGACCACUUGCCACUCCCACCACCUUUUGCAUGCCGCAUUUGAGGAGCUCCUUGGUAGCAGUUGCCACAGUCCUGCAAAAUUAGCACCCACCCCUUUAGGAAUGAGAAGCAGAUUGCAGCCUGUCCAGCUCUCAUGCCUACUAAAGGACAGAUCCUUGCUUUAGGCUCCAGUUUCCCUGACCCUGAACCUCUGUCCCUGAUGCUACUCUGCCUAUCACUGUUGCCCUUAGCUAUUGCUCCUGCCAGUUGAGCCCUAAAGGACCAGCUGAACUUUUUGACAAAUAGAGACAGAAGAGAAGCUUACUCUUGGCAGGAGGAGUGGGAAUGAUGUGAACAAAGGCGGCAGAAAAUGUGUGGCAGUGUCUGGACUAGAAGUAGGGGCCAUGAACCAGAUUGGGCAGUAAAUGAAACAGGUGUGCUGUCCAGAGCUUGAACCUGGCCUCAGCAUGAAGGUAGAGGUGUUCAGAAGUGCCAUGGGUCCCCCUCAAGAUGUGAGUUGAAUUGGACAUCUCAAAAUUUCUCUUUUGUGAGUGUGGGUAUUUAUCAUUACUUUAGAAUAUUGAGAAACUUUUGAAAUGUUGUGUGGCUUUUUUGAGUUUGAGUCUUCUGAAUAGAGUGGCAUUUACUUGAAAAAUACCGUUCCUCUUUUAAGAAGUACAGUUGAUAACUAUAAGGGGGUAUAUUCAUAAUGACCAUGCAGGGGUUGUAGCUCAGUGAUAGAGCGCUUGCCUAGCACUUGCCUAGCAUGUGUGAGGCACUGGGUUCAAUUCUCAGCACCACAUAUAAAUAAAUAAAGGCCCAUCAACAACUAAAGAAAAAAAGUAUUUUAAAAAAAGACUAAGAUUCAUUAAUGCCAGUCUUGUUCUUCUGUUAGGAAUUCUUCAUCUUCUUUCUUUGUCUUUUUCUUUUUUGCUGUGCUUGAGAUUGAACCCAGGGCCCCACUUAUGCAAGGCAAGAUAAAUCCUCAGUCCUGGAAAAUCUUUUUUAUUAAAAAAAAUUGAGGAUUAUGGAAAAUUCAUGCUUUUGAACAAAAAGCUCCAGCAACUUUUAAGUGCAUUUGUAAUUUUGCACAUAAACUGCUCUCUUGGUGAGGAGUGAGCAAUAGCUUUUACUGUUUGUCUUAAAAUUUUACUUGACUUGAAAUCAUAAAACAAGCUACAUAUAGAGAAAUCUUGUCUAUGCCUGUCCUUCUCUAUCCUUAACUGUCCACCUACUAUUUUUAGUUUCUUAUUGUCUCAUUUUUCUGUUUUACAACUGUUUGUGUCUUUUAUUCCCCUUUUCUAUCUUACAAAGUGUGAGAAUGCUGUGUGCACCCUGCUGUGCUCCGUCUUUUCUGCUAGAACAAUGCACUCUAAUCUUCUCCAGAUCCUUUGCUGGAUCUUCCCCACUCUCUUCAUGUUGCACAGAACUCCCUCUUGUGGCUGUGUACCCAGCCAGGCUGGCACUUCUGCACUCCUGAAUCAUGUCUGAUCUUCUGCCUUUGUACACAGUGCUGAGUGGCGCCCCAACAGAGUCAUUCCUGCUGGUUUAGGUAUUGCUGGUAUGUAAAGGCCAAACGCACUUGUGGUUUUGCCCGGUACCAUCAGAUCCCUCCCUUUGGGGUUGUACCAUUCUGCACUUCGUCAGCAGUAUACAGAAGUGUUUAUUUUCCCUGAGCUCCACCAACAGUCGAGAGGAGUUUAACCAAUCUUGAAGCAAGAAAUAGCAUCCUAAUGUAGUAUGAAUUUGCACUUCUCUUUUUAUAAAUGAGAUUGAGCAUUUUUUAAAAUGUUUUUAGGUCAUUUAUACUUCCUAUCAGAAUUUUAAAGGUUUUCAUGUAGUUGAAUUCAUGGAUCUUUUCUUCAGGAUUUUGGUAUGUACUUUAAAAGGACAGGCAGACCUUUGGGAACAUAUGAAAGUUCUGUGAGUUUGUACGUAAGAAGUUAAGACCUCAGUUAGAGUAAGAAAAUGCAUUUUUAUUUUCAGAGGUGCUAUGACAAAUUAAUUGUUUUCCAUUUCAGACUCUCUUGCAUGAAAUGAUACAUGCCUAUUUGUUUGUCACGAAUAAUGAUAAAGACCGGGAAGGACAUGGUCCAGAGUUUUGUAAACAUAUGCAUCGUAUCAACAGCCUGACUGGAGCCAAUAUAACGGUGUACCACACCUUCCACGAUGAGGUAGAUGAGUAUCGGCGACACUGGUGGCGCUGCAAUGGGCCCUGUCAGCACAGACAGCCAUAUUUUGGCUAUGUCAGACGCGCGACCAACAGGGCACCCUCUGCUCAUGACUUCUGGUGGGCCGAGCACCAGAAAACCUGUGGAGGCACCUACAUCAAGAUCAAGGAGCCAGAGAACUACUCAAAAAAAGGCAAAGGCAAGGCAAAGCCAGGAAAGCAGCCAGCGCCAGCCGUGGAGAAUGCAGAUAAGACCAGGAGAGGUGAGGCACAGCCGUUGGUCCCUUUCAGUGGGAAAGGCUAUGUUCUUGGAAAGACAAGCAGUUCACCUGUGCCUGAGAAAGCCAUUACCUCGCAUGCCGUCAAUGAGACCAAAGAUGUUUUUAAUCAAGGCCAUUCAGCAAACACCCUAAGGUCUGAUUCCAGCAUUGAGGUGAAAUUUGAACAGAAUGGUUUAAGUAAAAAAUCAUCUCAUCUGGUCUCCCCUGUUGUCAGUACCAGUACCAGUCACCAAAGCAUCCUGAGCAGCUACUUUCCCAGGGUCUCAGUUGCCAACCAGAAGGCUUUCAGAAGUGGCAGUGGAUCUCCAACAGCAAGUGGGACCAUUGGCGACAUCACUAAACACUCUGUCUCUUCUGGCUCUCAGAGAAGGGUUCCAGCUUCUAAGAUGCCCCUGAGAAAUUCCUCCAGAGCAAAGACAUCAGCAUCUGCAGCUGCAGCCCAGGGUGGGGGUGGGUCCCAAGAGAGAUCCCCAAGCAAACGGCCCAGGCUGGAAGACAAAACUGUUCUUGACAACUUUUUUAUCAAGAAAGAGCAAAUACAGAGUGGUGGCAGUGAUGUGAAGAGUAGUUCACUCCCCGCAGUUGCAAGUCAGAGUUCCAGCAGCUGCUGUAGUCAGAGCCAGUUGGUCAGCUGUCCAGUUUGUCAGGAUGAAGUUCUGGAGUCGCAGAUUAAUGAGCAUUUGGACUGGUGCCUUGAAGGUGAUGGCAUCGGAGUCAGCUUCUGAGAAGCUUCUGGAAAGGCGAUGAGUCUCAUUUGUUGCUUGUGACCUCAGGGACCACCGCCAGCCGUUGGGGGAUCUGGGUGACACCAGGCCUGUGGUUAGCACAGUGUUCUGCUGUUUUACUCUAGGUGGAGGUCUAGAGCUGGGCUCAGGAGCUCAUGCCUGUAGUCCCACUACUCAGAGAGCUGAGGUGGAAGGUAGCUGUGAGCUUAUGAGUUUGAGACCAGUCUGGGUAACGUGGAGAGACUACCGUCUCAAAAAAAAUGUUUACAUCUUAAGGUGCUGGGUUUACUCCUGCCUUACCUACACUGUGGCCCAUAGUUUGUUAUACCUAUGCAGUUUUAGAUAUUUUUGUUCUUUCUUGAAGGCUUUAAAAGCUAUUAAUAUUAAUCUUUAUUUAUAUGUUCUUCUCAAAAUACAUGUCUCAGGAAUGCUGUUGGGUUUUGGUUAAAACUCACUUCCAUAGCACCAGAUGUGCCAAAACCUGGAUGACGUAAAAGUACGGAGUUGAGUCAUUGUAGGGCACUCAAGUUUGGGGUUUUUAUCUUUUUAAAAACAACAGGAUAUAAAUUUUUGAUAUUUUAAAGAAUCUAUCUGUUCCACCUUUACUAAAAGGUAGCAGAUUUUUUGGUUAGAUAAGGAAUAUUAUAAAAUAAAUUUAUUUUGGAAUAUUACGAGUAAUAGCUUCUAGUUUUAUAGGACAGGUUUUAUAUUGAGUUUAGCUUCUCAGAAUUUAGUAAAGGGAGUGGCUAAACUCAGGCUGGGCAGUAGCUGGCCUAUUUGGAUGCCAGUGUUUAGAACCAUCAUAACAAAAAGGGUGCCAUUGGUGCACUUGGUUUGUUCCUUUUGCAGAGGCUCUCUUCCUGUUCCUGCUGUGGCGCAGACAGCUUCUGUAUCAGUUGCAUUGUCUCGCAGGGUACCUCUGCUGUCAGCAUUCCCUUGGCCUCGGAGGUUCACUUUUCUUGGUUCUGAACUCUGGUGGUGUGAUUUGUUCCUGGUCAGGUGCAGGAGUCUUACGGGCCAACCCAAGUAACGUUUACAUGGAAUUCAUCAGUUCACCAUUCCCAUCACCACCAGAGGCUGCUUCUCGUGGUACCGCCUGCUCCCCGGACAGCACCCACCACCUUCACUGUCCCCAAAGGUCACCACUGUUUCCAUCUAAGGUUAGCUCAGCCUGUUUCUGAAAUUGAUGAAGAAGAGGUGGUGUUGCUGUGUGUAGAGCUCCUCACUGCCCCCAUGUGGUGUGCAGGUUUCCAUCCACUCCAGCAUUAGUAGGAUUCUCAGUUUGGAGCCAUUGUGAAUGUUGCUGCUGAGCACACUCCUGCUCCGCCCAGUGUGCACAUUGGGAAGGGCCUGUGGGGUCACGUGGCUCUGGGGAACACUGUUGGGGUGCACUCCUCCAGCAGUGCAGGAAAGCUCUUAACUGGUUUUGGCCUGCCCAAGUGUUCAUAUGUCUUAAAGCGUGAAGUUAAUCACUAUUUAAUAAAUAUUUAUAAAUGGC
Molecule: messenger RNA, 6551 nt
Organism: Marmota monax (woodchuck)
Lineage: Eukaryota; Metazoa; Chordata; Mammalia; Rodentia; Sciuridae
Gene: Sprtn
Product: SprT-like N-terminal domain
Exons: 3
Coding region: 3914-5053 (379 amino acids)
Biological process (GO): DNA repair
Cellular component (GO): nucleus
Molecular function (GO): metalloendopeptidase activity; polyubiquitin modification-dependent protein binding; single-stranded DNA binding
Source: RefSeq, a predicted model, not a curated record